Molecule: messenger RNA, 387 nt
Organism: Saccharomyces mikatae IFO 1815
Lineage: Eukaryota; Fungi; Ascomycota; Saccharomycetes; Saccharomycetales; Saccharomycetaceae
Gene: RPL40B
Product: ubiquitin-60S ribosomal protein eL40 RPL40B fusion protein
Exons: 2
Coding region: 1-387 (128 amino acids)
Biological process (GO): protein ubiquitination; translation; modification-dependent protein catabolic process
Cellular component (GO): cytoplasm; nucleus; ribosome
Molecular function (GO): ubiquitin protein ligase binding; protein tag activity; structural constituent of ribosome
Source: RefSeq, a predicted model, not a curated record
AUGCAAAUUUUCGUUAAGACUUUGACUGGUAAGACCAUUACUUUAGAAGUUGAAUCUUCUGACACUAUUGACAAUGUCAAGUCCAAGAUCCAAGACAAGGAAGGAAUUCCACCUGACCAACAAAGAUUGAUCUUUGCCGGUAAGCAAUUGGAGGACGGUAGAACUUUAUCUGACUACAAUAUUCAAAAGGAAUCCACUUUACAUUUGGUCUUGAGAUUGAGAGGUGGUAUUAUCGAACCAUCUUUGAAAGCCUUAGCUUCCAAGUAUAACUGUGACAAAUCUGUCUGUCGUAAAUGUUACGCUAGAUUGCCACCAAGAGCUACCAACUGUAGAAAGAGAAAGUGUGGUCACACUAACCAAUUGCGUCCAAAGAAGAAGUUAAAAUAG